UGAUUAGACAUUUUUAGGUUAAAAAAUAUUCAAUUGUUUAAUUUCAAGUUAAAAUACUUUGAAAUGGCAUUUACGUUGUGGAAUUUAUUUGAAGCCACUUUGCUGUGCUUAAAUGCGGUGUGUAUACUGAAUGAAGAACGGUUUUUAAGUAAAAUUGGUUGGGGCUCGAAAGGAAGCAAUGUACAAGGCUUCGGGGAAAGUCCAUCAGCUAAAACGCAAUUAUAUACACUAUUUCACUCAAUAAGGACUGUAGCACGAAUACCUCUGAUAUUCUUCAAUGUGUUAACGAUAGUAUUCAAAUUAAUCCUGGGGUGAUACUUAAAUGUUUGUGAAAUUAUCGUUUAUACGUUUUUUGUAAUUAUAAUUUAGGAAUAUAUAUUUUUUAAAUUA
Messenger RNA from Phyllotreta striolata, 390 nucleotides. The record is from the annotation of a GenBank genome assembly. Lineage: Eukaryota; Metazoa; Arthropoda; Insecta; Coleoptera; Chrysomelidae.